Messenger RNA from Scaptodrosophila lebanonensis, 1443 nucleotides. RefSeq names its product senecionine N-oxygenase (gene Fmo-2). Lineage: Eukaryota; Metazoa; Arthropoda; Insecta; Diptera; Drosophilidae. The record is from RefSeq and is a predicted model, not a curated record. Gene Ontology annotation, molecular function: NADP binding; N,N-dimethylaniline monooxygenase activity; flavin adenine dinucleotide binding. The coding region runs from base 1 to 1284 and encodes 427 amino acids. The transcript is spliced from 6 exons.
AUGCAGAAGACGCCUAUCAGUGAAAAGCGACGUGUGUGCGUGAUAGGUGCGGGCACGGCCGGACUAUGUGCAUUGAAGAAUUCACUGCAGCAUGGACUGGAUGCGGUGGCCUAUGAGCGUGGAACAGAUAUUGGUGGCACGUGGGUUUACUCCGAGGACAUGCCCAAGAAUGAAUACGACGAGGUGCACAGUAGUAUGUACGAGGGCUUACGCACAAACUUGCCUAAAGAAGUAAUGGGCUAUCCUGAUUACUUGUAUCCCACCGAUAUUGAGGAAUCCUUCAUCACAUCACACCAGGUGCUGGAUUUUUUACGAUCGUAUGCUGAUUAUUUCAAGCUGCGCCCGCACAUCAAACUGCAGCAAGAGGUCAUCAGAGUGCGGCCCCGUUUGGAUGAUUGGGAGGUUUACGUUUGGGACUACACUACCAACAAAUGCGACCCCAUUUACUAUGAUUUCGUCUACGUCUGUAACGGCCACUACACGGAGCCAGACUGGCCCGAAAUCGAGGGUAACGAUAUAUACCAGGGCAAACAAAUGCAUAGCCAUUUGUACCGUAAGGCCCAGAUGUUUGCAGGUGAAAAUGUGUUGGUUAUUGGCGCUGGGCCCAGCGGUAUGGAUAUUACCAAUCAUAUACGUAAAGUGGCAAAACAGGUUUAUCUAAGCCAUCACUUAGAUACCACGCCCAAUACCGCCUUCAUGGGUAAUGUGACACAGAAACCGGAUGUGGCAAACUUCACCAAAAAUGGUGCAGUAUUCAAGGAUGGUACUGAGGAAACAUUCCAACAUGUUAUUUACUGCACUGGCUACAAAUACUCCUUCCCCUGCCUCAGUACCGAUGUCGGAGUGCAGGUUAUUGACAAUUUUGUUCAGCCACUGUGGAAGCACUGCGUCAACAUUAACAAUCCUACGAUGGCAUUCAUUGGCCUGCCUUUCAAUGUGAUUCCCACGCAAAUAUUCGACAUGCAAGUUCGUUUUACGCUCAAAUAUUAUACAGGACAACGAGAUCUACCUACGCGUGAGGAAAUGAUGGAGGACCUGGAACGUGAGAUAGGCGAACGCUGGAAUUGCGGAUUCCGCAAUAAAAAGAAGGCACAUCAAAUGGCCGAGCGGCAAUUUGAAUACUACAAUGAGUUGGCACGCUUGGCGGGCAUUGCUAAUAUAAAGCCUGUCAUUUUAAAGAUGAUGAAGGACUGCGGCAAGAAAUAUAUAUUUGAAUUGGAUUCAUAUCGCAACAACCGUUAUAAAAUUAUAGACGAUGAGAAUUUUAUCAAGAACGGCAAAUAAGGCGCUUUUGUAACUAUGUUUAUUAUUUACCCUUGUAUUUCUAGCUUAGUGUUUUCUACUUAAGACAAAUAUAAAUCACUGUGAAAGAACAAAACUGAAAAACAAAACUGAAAUAAAAACAACAAUGGAAUACUACAGACGCACAGGCCAAACUCUUAA